CCUCCCCGACCGCGGCCGGCUCGCGCGGCGCAGGCGCGGCGGCGCGGCCGGGAGGCCCGAGGGCGAGCGGGGCGGCCGCGCGCUCCCCCGUCUCGGGCCGGAUCCGCGCCGGUCGGCAGCCCCGCGGGCCGCGCGUCGUCAUGGGCUCGGGCUGGAGCAGCGAGGAGGAGCGGCAGCCGCUGCUGGGGCCCGGGCUCGGGCCUGCGCCGGGGGCUGCCUGGAGGAGCAGGGAGGCGGCGGCGGCAGCGCUCCCCGCGGCGGCCCCGAGCCCCGGGCGGGUGUACGGCCGCCGCUGGCUGGUGCUGCUGCUCUUCUCGCUGCUGGGGUUCGUGCAGGGCCUGGUCUGGAACACCUGGGGCCCCAUCCAGAACUCGGCGCGCCAGGCCUACGGCUUCUCCAGCUGGGACAUCGCGCUCCUCGUGCUGUGGGGGCCCAUCGGCUUCUUGCCCUGCUUCGCGUUCAUGUGGCUCCUGGACAAGAGAGGUCUUCGGAUAACUGUGCUUCUGACGUCCUUCCUUAUGGUUUUGGGAACUGGUCUAAGAUGCAUACCUAUAUCAGACUUAAACCUUAAAAGAAGACUAAUCCACGGAGGACAGCUGUUAAAUGGAUUGGCGGGUCCGACUGUAAUGAACGCAGCUCCCUUCCUCUCCACCACAUGGUUCUCUGCAGACGAGCGGGCCACGGCCACAGCCAUUGCUUCGAUGCUCAGUUAUCUUGGGGGAGCAUGUGCGUUUUUAGUGGGACCACUCGUUGUUCCAGCUCCCAAUGGGACAGCGCCUCUUCUUGCCUCAGAGAAUAGCAGGGCCCACAUUAAGGAUCGCAUAGAGACUGUACUAUAUGCAGAAUUUGGAGUUGUCUGCUUACUGUUUUCUGCAACUCUAGCUUAUUUCCCACCCCGGCCUCCUCUUCCUCCCAGUGUUGCUGCAGCUAGCCAGCGGCUGAGUUAUCGGCGGAGCUUUUGUAGGUUAUUAAGCAAUUUGAGGUUUUUGAUGAUUGCUUUAGCAUAUGCCAUACCACUUGGCGUAUUUGCUGGCUGGUCUGGAGUUCUGGACUUAAUUUUAACACCAGUGCAUGUCAGCCAAGUAGACGCUGGUUGGAUUGGAUUUUGGUCCAUAGUUGGAGGCUGUGUUGUUGGAAUAGCAAUGGCAAGGUUUGCAGAUUUUAUCAGGGGUAUGCUGAAACUAAUUCUUCUCCUGCUGUUUUCUGGGGCUACGCUGUCAUCCACGUGGUUCACCCUGACCUGUUUGAACAGCAUCACACACCUGCCUUUAACCACAGUGACAUUGUAUGCCUCCUGUAUUCUCCUGGGAGUGUUCCUGAAUAGCAGUAUACCUAUAUUUUUUGAGCUUUUUGUGGAAACUGUCUACCCAGUUCCGGAAGGAAUUACUUGUGGAGUUGUCACUUUUUUAAGUAAUAUGUUCAUGGGAGUACUUUUGUUUUUUCUCACAUUUUAUCACACAGAGUUGUCUUGGUUCAACUGGUGCCUUCCCGGGUCGUGUUUGCUCAGUCUCCUCCUCAUUCUGUGCUUCAGGGAAUCCUAUGACAGACUCUAUCUUGAUGUGGUUGUCUCAGUUUAAUAGCACAGACUUGGAGUUUAAAAAGAGACUGGAAAUCAAUACUGCAGACUGCACAUUUGCUUGGAAUUGCACAUCUAACAGGAAAAAAAAAGAAGAGAGAAACUUCAUUCAGAGGUUUUCUUAGGUUACAGAUGAUGGCGUUAAUUUAAUUACUACUAGGUAAUAAUAAUGUGGAACAUGAGUGAUAAUAGUAGAUUUAAAAACUGUGUCAGUGGCAUACCUGUGCCUGAGUCUGGGGUUAGAAGUGUGAUGUCUGACACAGAAAGCACUACCUAGGUAAUUCCCUCUAUGUUUUGUGCCAGUGCUAAACUACUGAUUAAUUGUAAUUACGAAGAGAAAUAAAGGGUGUCUAUCACAUGAAGAUAACUCCUUCCCAAAGCCACAUAUCAGAAUAGGAAGAAAUGCCACUAACUUCUAAAGAAGUUUAAAUCCUGUAUCAGAUUUUAAUUAUAAAAUAGCCAAGCGGUGUAUCAAUGGUAGAAAUUAACCACAUGUACACUACAGUUUUUCUAAUAAAGCCAUUUCUUAUAUGACUCAUUUUUAAUUAGGUUGGAAACCUUUGGCCACCUUAAUUAUGGUGAUGAAGUGCUUUCCAGCAACUUCAGAGCACAUACUUUGUGUCUCGAUCUUAACUUAUCCUUGUUUCUGUGAAAUACAAUUUCAUCUCCUAGGCUCUUAAAUGACAUUAAAGGUGACUAAAUGUUUAAUAUAAUCGCAUUAAAUGCUGUAUGAAAAAUGUAAUUCCAUUCCAAUUUAGCACUUUGUUAAAAAUGAAAUGACAAACCCCAAAGACCAUCCUGUGUCUUCGGGCAGAUAUAUAUGUGGUGGCAUGGGAUGGAAAAUCCAGCACCAGCUGUCAUCUACCAGGGUUGCAUUUUAUUAAGUGACCCGUGUUUGAAAAUCACAAUUUAUAGCAUCGAAACUUUCAAAUCUGUUGAGUGAUUUCUGCAUUACUUUCUUGUAUCUCAAUUCAGGUUAUAAAAUAUUCUGUUCUGUAUGGAGUCAUUGUAUUUGAGAGGGCAGUAUUUUGCCAGUACCUGCCUUCUUUCUGAGGAUGACAGCUUUUUCAAAAAUAACCCCCAUUGGACAGCUCUCAGACAUGUCUUUCACUAUGACAUAAAAUAUGCUCUUUUGGGGUUAUGAUAUUAGCACUAUUCAGAUUUACAUAAUUCCCUUCAUGCAGGAAAAUCAAACACUUUCUCAAAAAGUCAAGAAUAAUAUUUUACCUUCAUCGUUCUCAGCUUCCUCCAACUCCCUCUCCUUUUUUCCUCACUUGAAAUUGUAUCUUCACUGUCAGCUAAAUAUAUAUUUCCUGUCUUUUUCUGGACAGGCAGAGUGUAAGCCAGCUCCUUCUGUUAGCCAGGAUGUGAAGUAUGGUUAAGGGGACCUGGUCAGCACUUGGUGGACUCACCUGCACACGUGCUCACACCAUCACACACACAGCCCCCGAUUCCCCUCCUUCCAGCCCCUUGGUAAGUUGAAGGCGAUGCGUUAACUCACCUCGGUCCUAGAGGAGGAUUCUAUUACCCCCAGACCUUCUAAGAUCCUAAAUUGUGCAACUUGGAGAGUAAGAAAACCCUCAAGUUUAACAUCUGUCUUCAGUCACCUUUAGACCAUCCCUUUUUAUAACCAGCCUGCUAAUCACUUAGCAGCCGGGACUGAGGAACUUGCUAAAGAGGAGAAGAAAGCCUAUGAAAGCUAGUCUUAGUUCCUGUUAACUCUGUCAUUCUUCUUAAAUAAAAAUAAAAGGAAAGGAAAGCAGAAUUCUUAAGGAUAUUUGAAAGCCAGCCAGUCCAGAUAUCAAUAGUCCAUGAUCCAGGUGCUAAAGUAACCACCACCCCUUCCUGUUUAGAAUGGAUCUAGAAAGGCAGGGGAACGACUAUGGUGCAUUUGGUUUUAGUCGGAACUGUGUUUGAGGACGUUCCUAAAAUUUCACACAGAGCAUUUUAAUUACGGUUAAUUCUACUUUUAACACAAAGUGAAAAAUAACAUUAAAAAAUAUUACCUAAAUGACUGAUUAGUUCAAAGACAUCCCAAAUGGGUAGUGAUGUUAAAUUCUUGCAUGGUACCAGGCACCAGCCAUGGUGUUUAGCAUAUGUGAGAUGAGAUGAGAUGAGAUACAUCCCUCUAUCUCAUUUACAUCUGCUCAACCCCUCCAGCAGAUAAUUGUUUAAUCACAGACUGCAGCUGUUUUAAAAGAUCAGAUUUCAUAUACCAAACCUGAUAGAGAACCAAAAGGCUCUAGGCGUGGGGCGGGGAUUAUACAUUAUUUAUUUACUGUAUAUUUCAUACUUUUUUUUUUUUUUUACUUUUUGUAUUUCUCACAUGCAUCAAAAGACCAGCCCUUAUCUUUGCACUUUACAAUCAAACAUUAAAGAGUCCUAAUUUUAAAAAAAGAGUCCUAAUGAAUUUUAUAAUUGAAAGAAAUCUUAACCCUCUACUUAUCCAGGCACUCAUUUUAGAAUUUAUAGAAAUAGUCCCAGAGAGGUAAAGGAUCACACCACAGGUCACAAUCCUCGUUAAUGACAAAAGUAAAACUAACUAUAAAACCCGCAUCUUCUGACUCCCAAAGCAGCCUUUUUUUCUCUGCCUCACAGACUUGCAGCUUAAUUUGGACAUUUUGGGGUGUUCAUGAAUACUCUUUCUUGUUCAAAAACGAUGGGGCUUAAGAGUAAGAUACCAUUUAAAUGAAGUGAUUGCUUGAUUUCUAAGUAAAAUUCGUCUUUUUUCUUCACUGCUCUCCUGUUGGUGCUUUAACGUCUCUGAGUCUUAACUCGCAGUGAGUGACAUGAUCUGAAAAGUUUCUGAUGAAUAAUUCAGUCUUCAUAAACUAUAAGCAUUAUUAGUUGGUAAGGACAUGUUAUAAUACAAGUUCCCUGUGGCUUAUCCAUGAAUACUUCCCACUUUAUGGGAAGAAGCAUUUUUUAAUAUGGUCCACAGUGGAGAUAGAGAGCAGACAGUUACAUAUACAAAUGCGUUUCACUGGAGGGUAGAGCUAAUAAAAUAACAAGAGGGGGUCAGACACCAUUGUGUAUGUUUAAGCAUAUAUGGCCUAAGGGCCACGUUCAUCAUAGAUUAUACAUUCACGUUUAAUCAUUGAUAAUGUUUACAGCUUGUCUUUAUGAAGCCUAUCUAAUAAGGGAUUCAAGCUAAGAGAUUUGAAAUCGAGAUUAAAUUCCCAUCUACUCAUCUUUUAAUUCUCUUUUUUUUUUUUUUACUAUUUUUACUAAAAUCUAGGCAUUCAUGUUGCUGUUUGCAUAAGUACGAGCUUCAUUUUAAACUCAAGAUCAAAUGCAAAUGCAUAGGUUUGCUUCAAAUUAUUGUUAAAAACCACAUUAAUUCCACAUUUGUCCCUGAAACAAUAAAGCACAGGAAUUGCUAUGAUUAUACCAUAUUAUCAAGCAAGUGCAAAAGCUGCUAUAUGAAGAAAGUGCCCUAUUAGAAAAGAAAUACAUAGAAAACUAUGAGGAAAUUUCAUGAGACCUAUUUCAUAACUGUGGGAAAAAUAGAAUUCCACUUUAAUUUGUACGGUUAUAAUCACACAGAAAGGAACGAGAUAAAGCUUAUUUCCACACUGUCAACAGUUUGCUAGUCUGUCGGGAAAUAUAAACAAUACUGAGAGGGGAGAGUGCUGGACCAACCCAGAACAAAACUUGGCAGGGAGAGUCUCAGGUGCUCUUUUAACAGCAUGCCUUGGAUAGUUUGUGCUCAGUAGUGGUGAGUGUCUGCUCAGUAAGCAGACAUCUCGGUCAUCCUGAGCGCUAAUUUCCUUUCAGGUGUCCUCCUGGUUCAGUCAGAACCUCAAACUUAGGAGAUGACCUCUAGGAACUAAUACCAAGGCCCUUAGGAGACCCCUAAGAGUGUCACCUCUGGCUAGGGGAUGGGAAUGAUAGAGGCUGUGGGCAGAGUACAGGCAAUGCCAUGGCCCUAAAUCUCUCCCCUGAACCACCCCUCUUUUUAUAAGCAAUUUUAGUUUGCUCUCGGUCAGGACUGAAACAUCAGCCCCUUGUUUCACUUAACAGCUUCCUGAGGCUCUUCGCUUCUCCUCACUGUCCUGUACCUCAGCUUUCUGAACACUUGUACACAUCUGCCCUCAUCUCCAUCCUGGUCUCUGCUUCCUGGAGCUGACUUCCUAGCACAGGCUUCUUUCUCCUCAACUCCUCACUGAGCUCCAGGGCCGAAAACCCAGACUCCUUCCUGACCAGUAGUAUAGCUUUACACCCAGACUGCCCUUUCCUGAACAGGAUGAGCAGAACAUAAACAAAUCUAGGUACUCCAGAAAGAUUUAACAGUUCUCCUCACAGCCCGGUCUUGUAAGUUAGAAUAUUCCCCUGAAAUGGGAAGCAAAUCAUAAAAGUCUCUAACAAGUUUCUCUAGUUAUUAUUUCUUGUACUUUUAUUCUUUUAUUUUUUCAAUGUCUGUUGCUUGUUUGUUUAUAAUUUUGGCCAUGUGGCAUGCCAGGAUCGUAGUUCCUCGACCAGGGGUCGAACCUGCACCCUCUGCACGUUGAAAGUGCGGAGUCUUAACCACUGGACACCAGGGAAGUCCCUAUAUGUUGUACUUUUAGAAUGUGGACUGACUUGCAUUGUGUGCCUUUGAACCUGGUAGGCCUCAGACGAUAGCUUUCCACCUCAGCCAACACUCAGACAGCAAAAAGCUUCCCAACCCCAGCUGUUCUGUUCAUUCAACAAGGGAGAAUUAAAAUUUUAAAAACAACUAAAAAAUGAAACAAAACAUGCAGUUCAUUUCAGAAAAGUGAUAAAAACACAUCAAUCCAUUUUACCUCUAAACAUGCUACAUUUGGUACAUUGUGAGGCUUAGGGCUCCAGAAGGGAUGCAGAAGAUCAGCCCUGCAGAACAGCAGCCUCACGGUUCCCUGCAGCUCUUCUAGGUUACAAGCAGGGCUUCUGCAGUCUUGAUCAAAAUGGCCAGAAUGACUUGGAGACACUUUUGAUUUACCUUAAUGUUAGAAAAUGAUACUUUUUUAAACUAUAAUUUAGACAUCCUCUAGUUCAGAUUGGCUUUCUUCCCAUCUGCCUGGAAGAAUCGUAGAGUCAGAGAGGUGAUCUAAUCCAACCACCCCAUUUUACAAAUAAGUAAAUAGAGAAACUUUUAGGUAAAAUGACAGCUCGGUUUUAGCAGAUCACUCAACUCCUAGACUAGCAUUCCUUCCCUCAUUGAUCAGUGUGUUAACCAGAAAUAAUCUAAGUAAAAUUUCUUUCUUUUAAGUUUUUGAAAAUUAAAACACAUGAGUGUAUACCCAUUAUAAAAUAUCCAGUACAGAAAUAUAAAGUGAAGUCUGCCUCCAAACAUAUGCUGGUUAAUCUGUUCUCCUGUUCAGAGAUAAUUCCUAUGAGUCCUUUCAGAAAUUUUUCUGUGCAUUUACACACAUAAAGUAUCAAAACUUAGAGAGGAUUUAAAAUCGUCAUCUUGGGAACUUUUUCUUAAGACCAUGUUGGCAUUAACACUUUGAGCAGGAGUUUCUGAGCUCCUAAUUUUUCUCCAAGACGAAUCUGUAUCAAAAGUAGCAGUGGUUAACAGAAACAUUUCACAGAUCUGGUUAUGUACCAUCAAGCUCUAUCAUAUUCUGAAGUUUAAAGGUGAACUUCAAUAUGCAAUAUUGGUUUUCUUAUUGGAAAUACAGUCCAUUCUUAAUGCUACCAACUACGGUCCAUGCCCCAUAAGAGAAGAAAAGGAAUGAUCCACCCCCAAAAUCCAAACAGAUUUUCUUGACAGGGUUUCCUUGGCUGUCCAUCUCAGCAGAGGCAUGCCAUCCUGUAGAAAGCAGAAAGUCGAGAGGACAGCUUAUGCAAUCCUAUUUUUUUGAAAAAAUAAUAGGUAAUGAAGAUUCUAGUAAUCCUUACCUAUUUUCCUGGUCACCUUCCUUAGCUGUUCGAAAUUUUAAGCUACCAGUAAAAUUGAUGAGCUGUAGCAGGACAAGAACUUAGCUUAGUUUGGUCACUUCUUUCUUUCCUGUCCUCUCUCCCAUCCAGCUUUCCCCUUUCUGGUUGUAUCUUCCUACUUAUUCCGACUAUGCUCGGAAGCAAGCUGUGGGAAACCCACGUUGUCUGAGUUGCCGGUAUUAUUGCAGAGAACCGGCCAAUUUCUUCAUGAACUAGACUAAAGAGGACAGAAAAACAGAGCUCUGAAGCCCCAGGGCCCAGCUUGGCCAGGCCUGGUGUCUUCCGCUCUUUGACCCUGAGCACGUCCCUCCACUCCUCAUUUACCCACAGCUCUGAAAUGAAGGCGUGAACAAAGAUGUUCCCUAGGGCCUCUUCCAGGUCAGGAAUUCAGGUCCGUUCUGUUUGAGUGUUAGGAAAUGACCGAUGAGCAUGCACCUGUUUGCAGCCCUCCUCCUGGGCGUCCCUGCGCGUGAACACAGACUCUUCCACCACACACACAUUCAGCAACAAGAAGAAGCAGCUUCCUCAUUGUCUGUGCUAGAAGACAAACUGUAGGUGCUGUUUAUUUCCCCAAAGGACUUUAUAUAUGAAAUGUAGAGAUUCUUACAUAUGUCAAAUGCGACAAGAGAAAAUCUGUCACCUGCUGUUGAGAUAGCAUCCUGGGAGCCAGGUCAGAGUACUGCAUUUGCUCAGUGGAAUCAGGCCAAACCAGAAACCCAUCCUUUGGUUUGGUUUGGUGUAUUGUGAGUCAGCAGUGACUUUGCACCUGUAGAAAUCAAACUGUUGGAUCAGAUGGUAAAGCUGAUCCUCGAGCUGAUGUUUCUCGAGUUAUAGCACUGAAGAAUUGUAAGUUGCUCUGCAACAAUGUCGUCUCUAACAGCCAAAUUCUGCCAGUAGGGCUGUGCAUUUCUUUUAUAGGGUGAGAGCAGAGGUUUAGCAGGUCAGGUCUGCUCUGUACCCAGGUGUUAUGAAAUAAGGCUUCACUGAAAUUGUAACAUGGGCACAAAAGCUGUCAGAGAAGUGAACCAAAAGUCCAGCCUGGGAAUCAAGAGGCCUGGGUUUCACUCUCUCCAGGGCAGUUGCUGAGUACCUUGGGGCUUUGGAAAAGUCUCUCUUUUCUCUCUGGACCCUGGCUUCCUCUAAAAUAGGAGGGUCAAGUAGAUGUUCCUUUUUGCUGGAGAGUUUUAUAGCUUCUGAUAUACAACUGUUUGGUCACACACAGACCAAACAGAAAAUAGAAGACAAUACAAAUGCAAUACCUUUCCACCGGUCCUUCUGGUUACACAUUAUCUUUUCACACAAGGAGCUUCUACAAGAAAGGCCCCGUUAGUCAUGCCUUAUAGGUGCCAGGCAGUUAUGGAAGCUCUCAGGCCAUCGACAUAUCCACUUUAUCCCUUUUAUUCAUUCUACACACAGAGUAAUCACAUGUGUGCCUGUGAAGGAGAAUCAGAAAAACAAAAGGUGUUUCUACCCUUCAGGACAUUUUAAACAGAUUAAAAAAAAAAAAAAAACAUGUACUCUCCUGAACUAGCAAUUAAAAGGAACAAUGAGAGCUUCCCAAAUAACUAUGCAUAGCAGGAACCCAGAUUUUUUUCUUGUACCAUCAUUAACCAUAGCUGAUUUCAAGGGAAGGUAUUCUGUUCCACUGCAAUUUCCAUCAUAGACAGAACCUGCGUCUCUCUGGGAGCACUGAAUCAGUUUUCACAUGAGGAAUCCCAAGCAUUCCCAUCAUCCCAUGGCUAGAGACCGGGUUACUUUUCCUUUAGGAAGUUGGGAAGAUUGUUAGCACCUCCAGCUUCCUCUGAAGACAAGACUUAACAAAUAACAGACACACCAAGAUACACAUUCUCAUAAGGCCUUGUGAGUUUCCUUUCUAAAAGGAAUUUGAAUUUGAACAGAGAACAAAGACUAAACAGCAAAAGAAAGGGUUUCUAAUGAUAGAAUGUGGGACAUCAGCUCAUCAAAGAGAGAAGGGCUGCUUUGGGGGCAGGAGAUGCUAUGGGAGCCCUUCAGGUGUGUCCACCUGUGAGUAAAUCUAAGCCACACUUAAAGCAUCACUUAUUGCAGUCCUGGCCUUCUAAGCCUUUGCAGAAACCCAAAGAUGCUCAAAAGGGCAGGUUUUAGUUCUGGAGAUGGGUUUAUUUACUGCCAAUGUCCCCACCUCCAAAUUUACUUCCCUCUUCACCAGAAAUAAAUCUUUUGGAAGCUUAUGAAAAUUAAGUAUUAGGAAAAUCCUGCCCUAUCCUACUAGAUUGCAUCCACAAGCCCCAAACAAAGUCGCUUCCUUGACCUACACACAUAAAAGGUCGAGGAAGGUCUGUGACUGAGAGAAGGGGCCUGAAGAAGUCAGGGCAGGUACCUGAUUCCACCCCUCCUGCCACAGGCAGAACGGGGCUGCCCACUGGAAUCCAGCGAAGACGGAGGGUUGUGUUGGGGUGGUCCCUUUCCUCUCAGUCCUUCCCUGAGCUCACUAAUUCACAUUGCACUGCUCUUCCUGAUCAAUCAGUUAUUGCUGAGAAAAUCAGUUCAGUGAGCACGUAAAUGUCUCCAGGGGAGCCGUCCUCCUCCGUGACCCCACUGUCCUUUCAGUCUGCGCCCCAGAAUCCUUGUUCCCUGUCCCAGAGAAAUGCAGUUACCCUUGUCCUUUUCAGGGAAAAAACAUUGAUUGAGAGCUUUGCCCUGACACUUCACCCUCUUUUAUCUCAGAAUACAGAAGCCCCUUCACAUUUGUUGUCUAAAAUGCUCAAGGUUAAUAUAGAUCCCCAGGUACCAGCAACUCCAUGCUGCAUUCUGUUGCCUAUAAUUGUCCUUCCAUCUAAUUGGGGGAAAGGUUGCUCUAAUGAACCAGCUACUGAUUCCCUUACCUAGUCACUCUUUUAUCAGCAUUCUUUUACCAGGAAAUUCUUCGUUACCUAGGUUCCUGAAAUUUAUUUCAUGGUUUUUUUUUUUCACUUUAAUUUUUUUCUUACAAAAUUGCUUCUUUUAUCUUAUAGCAGACUGUGAUCUUUCUGCUUCUGAGUACUUUAUAAUACAAUUUGAACAUAAUAGAAUAUUCUAAAAUAAAGCCAAGCAGGGAUUUCAUCCUAGCCACUAUUAAAUGCUGGGAGAGGCAGAUCAUAUUGUUACAAAAAAGAGAGAGGGGAGCUAGAAUGGAGGAAGCUGGAUCUCAUAAUUCAACCAGUAUAGUUGGGGCUCCUGCUGCAUGCUGAGCACAGGCCUAGGCUCUGAGGAUGCAGAAACAAAUAAGACAGCAUCCUGGCCCUCAGAGGGAUUCGUAUUCUGAUGAGUCCAUUCAUAACAGCUGUAAUUCAAGCCUAGCAACACCCCCAAAAGGCUGUGGGAAGCUUUGUAGCUUAUUUCUAUGGCUGGCUAUGGGAUCUUACUCUGUUUGGAAAAAAUAUGUUCUAAAUGGUCCUGUUUUCAUGGGCCAUUAGAAAUCCAUCCAGCUUGUCCCUAAUCAAUUUUUAUAGUUACGUGUAACCUUCAUAGAGUAAAAAAUGCCUCUGGACAGCUUUUGAAGGGAUAGACAGAGAAAUCUGUUUUGAUGGCUUGAAAAGAAGUGGGAAAGUUUUAGGGAAAGCUAACAAGCUUCCAAAGAGUUCAUAUCUGCUAGUGUUCAGACAUGGGAUUAGGCAGAGGGAAAAGCCUUCUAGCAAGAGGGAGAGGGGGCCCAUGUAAGCAUGGAGACCCCACUGAAGGAGUUCGCGAGACAGAAGCCAUCCUACAGGCAUUUGUUAAUAUAGCUGCUGAGUGAAAGCGGAGAAGGAGAUUUGGGGGCAGGGAGUUGUGGUGGAAGCAGAUUCUGGAAAACAGAACCCCCAAAGUGGCUGAUUUUCAGAGUCAUCUGGCCCAGCCUCCUGCCUCCAAGCACAUCCCGCCUGUACUGUCUGGCCAACUGCUUUUUCAGCUCUCAAGGGAUACAGAUUCCACAACCUACCCUGUCAUCUGUUCCAGAGCCUUUGCACAAGCUCUUGCUUUUAAAGAAUGGAGUCAGGAGAGAGGUGGUCCAAAAAUGGGGAGACAAGCAGAGCAAAUCAGGGCAGAGGAACUCUCGUGGAGCUGUAGGUGGGGACCGUCUCGGCGUUUCACACUCCCUCACGCUCCAGGGUGGGUGGGGAUACUAAACGGGGGAGCCAGCCAUCUGGGCACCGCCCUCACAGAAGCCCUGUCUGGCGGAGCUGAGGCUCCUGUUCUGCUCCACGAAAGCAGUGGGAAUCUGGACAUCCGCCACCUCCCAUGCCUUCAGUACCUUACUGCGCUUCGUUCACUUUGCCCAAGUCAUUACUUUUCAUACCAGUUCUUGAAUGUGAAGAAAUCUUGGGUAGUCCACGUGGACUUAGAUCCAAGUAAAGUCAUCAUGUCUUACUCCAUUCAGACUUUUCCAACCGCCUCCACCCUCUCAGUCACAUUCCUAGAAGCAAACCAGAAAGUCUGUCCAACCAAAAUUGCUAUCUAUAUGCCCAAGAGCUUUCUUGUUCUCCCACUGUUCUCAAGCCACAGUGUGUUUGGUCUGAUUUUACUCCAUUUAUAGUUCUCUGGCUUUCAUGGCUCUGUACCACAUGACAGUCGGAGCAGGAAGGCAAGCAGAGGCCAGGGGAGCAGGUGGAAGGAAGUAGAGGCAGGACGGCUGCAGAAACAGAGCCGAGGCGGCUGCUGGCACGGGAGCCUGCCGUAGUCCCAGGGCCAUCAAGAUCCAUACUGGGGUCCUAGUGUGUUGUACAGGCUCCCCCCAACCCCAUUCCCCGGGUUUCCUAGAGGCAGCCCUCCCCUCAGCCUUGGGUCUCCCCUUAGCCUUGAGCCUCCCCUUGGCCUUGAGCCUCCCCUUGGCCUUGAGCUGCAUUGCACUCCAUGCCCUCCCUGUCCCCUCCUCCCAGUCCCAGGCUACACUGAAGCCCCUGACUCCUUUUCAGUCCGUGGAAGAACAGAGUACCUGCCUGUUGGGAUCGGGUCCACUCUGGGAAUAGUUUUUGGCUGAAACUGCUGCAGUUGAGCACAAGUUCUGACUACCAGAGUAAAAGAAUACUCCAGCAGGCUGCAGCAGACUCCGUGCCUCUGGGGCUCUAAGUAAGAGAACGGGCCAGGACCAUCCCAGAGGACUAAGGGUAGACCAGAUGAUCUCUUGAGAUUCCUCCCAGCUCCAGAACCUGACUUUUUAUUUUUUAUUUUUAAUCUUUAUUGGAGUAUAAUUGCUUUACAGUGUUUUAUCAGUUUCUGCUGUACAACAAAGUGAAUCAGCCACGUGUAUGCAUAUAUCCCCAUAUCCCCUCCCUCUUGAGUCUCCCUCCCAGCCUCCCUAUCCCACCCCUUUAGGUCUUCACAGAGCAUCAAGCUAACUUCCCUGUGCUCUGUAGUAGCUUCCCACUAGCCAUCUGUUUUACAUGUGGUAGUGUGUAUAUAUCAAUGAUACUCUUUCAUUACAUCCCAGCUUACCCUCCCCCCGGUGUCCUCAAGUCCGUUCUCUACGUCUGCAUCUCUAUACCUGCCCUGCUAUUCGUAGUGAGGUGGAUGGACCUAGAGCCUGUCAUAGAGAGUGAAGUAAAUCAGAAACAGAACCUGACUUUUAAAUAGCAAUACUAAGAUCCAGGUGACAUACAGGCCCCCGACAGCAGGCGCUCCUCCUUCUGUAACACUGCAUGUACCUGGGCAGACGUUCUCCUAGCACAAGACAUGGUGCAAAAAUAGACAGGUGCAGGGAGGGGACUUAAAAUCUGCCCACACUGAGCCUUGAUGCCAGGAGUUGUGCAUAUCUGCUGGUCCGGCUCCACAACGUGGUGGGUCUAUGCAACUGUCAAAACAUGAGUGUGUGUGAUAAAUUCCCCUCCAACACUCAUCACAACUUCUGAGUGUUCUGUGCAUUUUAAAAUAAUUCUUAACAUGUAAAUAUUAUAUUACACUUUAAUAAAAAGGAUGGUUUUUUUUUUUUUGCAUUUUACUUUUGUAAUAUUGGGGGUUUUAUAGAUUUUUAUUUUAUGGCCAAGUAUACUUUUGUAAGGGAAUGUUGAAGUCUUCAGUAUUUUUAUUCCUUUUCAAAUUAUAGUUCAUGUCAACUGUAAGCACUGAUAAAUAUUGUUCAUAUGUGGUUUUCCUUCCUUUCCAUCAGGUCUUUUUAAGGAACUGUCUUUUGGCAUAGCAUUUUAUGUAAAACUCUGCUUCAUUUUACACAUUGUGAAUACCGAAGAUUCUGAAAAAUAAAAAUGCAUUUAAAA
Molecule: messenger RNA, 13686 nt
Organism: Hippopotamus amphibius kiboko
Lineage: Eukaryota; Metazoa; Chordata; Mammalia; Artiodactyla; Hippopotamidae
Gene: SLC49A4
Product: solute carrier family 49 member 4
Exons: 9
Coding region: 141-1577 (478 amino acids)
Biological process (GO): transmembrane transport
Cellular component (GO): membrane; intracellular membrane-bounded organelle
Molecular function (GO): transmembrane transporter activity
Source: RefSeq, a predicted model, not a curated record